AUGAAUCAUCUGAAAAUAGUAUCGAGAAAAGAUCUAUAUGAUGAACCCUUUUCUACAAUAGAUGAUGAAUCAUUAGAAGGCAAUAAUAGAGUAAUUUUAGCAGAACCAAUCUUUGAAAUAGUUGAAGUUGACAAUAUAAAUAAUAAGGAAGAUAGUAAUAAGGGAGAUAGUAAUAAUGAAAAUGAUGAUGAAGAAAAUAAUCAGGUUCACGAUGAAUUUGAUUUCCCACUAUUCUCAUUUGGAGCUUCUUUCCCCAUCAGUAAUGUUGACCAGGUAGAGACAAAUUCAGAAGACAUUGCGGGUAGAGGAGGAUCAGAAGUUAAACUGAUGAAAAUUUCUUUAAGAGAACCGUCACCUGAAAUUACAAAUACGGAAAGACCUGAUUCUUAUUACUUUGCAACAUAUACAGAAGAUGACAAACGAAAUUUUGAGAAAAGUGCUAUAGAAUUUGAUGCUAUAUUCGAAGAUAAAGCUAUAAAUAUUAAUAGACCAGGGAAGAAACAUAAAAUUAUUGUUCUUGAGGAUUAUAAUAAAAAGAUAAAUGAAUUAAAUGAGAGAGCAAACAUACUAAGGAAACGAAGACCAGGUAAGAAACAAAGGGUUGCUAAAAAGUUGGCAAAGGAAAAGAUUAAAGAACGUGAACAGCUACUGAAGACACUGAAAAAGGAAAAGAAGAAGAUGUUUAAUAAACGUGGUGGUAAGAAGAAUAAAAAGAAGGAAACGUUGAAUCCAUUAAAAGAUGCUGCUGCAACCAUAAUUCAGAACUGA
This is a messenger RNA of Tetrapisispora phaffii CBS 4417, 768 nucleotides long. RefSeq lists its product as uncharacterized. The transcript has 2 exons. The coding region runs from base 1 to 768 and encodes 255 amino acids. The record is from RefSeq and is a predicted model, not a curated record. Lineage: Eukaryota; Fungi; Ascomycota; Saccharomycetes; Saccharomycetales; Saccharomycetaceae.